This is a messenger RNA of Notothenia coriiceps (black rockcod), 695 nucleotides long. RefSeq lists its product as uncharacterized. Gene Ontology annotation, molecular function: ubiquitin-protein transferase activity. Gene Ontology annotation, cellular component: cytoplasm. Lineage: Eukaryota; Metazoa; Chordata; Actinopteri; Perciformes; Nototheniidae. The annotation marks the transcript as partial. The transcript has 4 exons. The record is from RefSeq and is a predicted model, not a curated record.
GUCAGGGCCUCGAGACAUCAAUACACCCAUUCAUGCACAUCUUUGGGUUUUUGCUAUUACUUUGGAUUGAAUGUGAAAAAUCACAUUUUUAUAGUGCCUUUCAAGAGACCCAAGCUUUACAUGCUGUAAACAAACAAACAAACAAACAAACAAACAGGAAAAUAAAUAUCAGUGGGACAGUGAUGAACCCAGGACUUCUUCUUCUUCUUCUUCUUCUUCUUCUGUGGACUCUCUGUUCACCUUGUCUUUUCCUCCUGCUCUCUGAUUGGUCCUCCUCUCCCCCCUCUCCUCUGAUUGGUGCAGAGCCGUGCCCCUCGCUGCUGCUUCAGAGACACAUGGCGGAGCUGCUGAGCGUCGAUAAAGAAAUGGCCGCCUCGUUCCUGAACAGCGUCUUGAACCAGCUCAACUGGGCCUUCAGCGAGUUCAUCGGCAUGAUCCAAGAGAUCCAGCAGGCUGCAGAGCGUCCAGAGAGGAACUUUGUGGACACUCGUCAGCUGAAGGUGUGUGCCACGUGCUUUGAUCUGUCCGUCAGUCUGCUCCGGGUUCUGGAGAUGACGGUGACUCUGGUUCCUGAGAUCUUCCUGGACUGGACCCGACCGUCUGCAGAACUGCUGCUGCGGAGACUCGCUCAGAGCUUUCUUCUCCUUCUCGGCUGCAGAGAGAAGAUCUUUGAUGCGUCGCUUCAGAGCGCUUCG